Cryphonectria parasitica EP155 is the source of this 1905-nucleotide messenger RNA. RefSeq lists its product as uncharacterized. Gene Ontology annotation, molecular function: zinc ion binding; DNA-binding transcription factor activity, RNA polymerase II-specific; DNA binding. The record is from RefSeq and is a predicted model, not a curated record. Gene Ontology annotation, biological process: DNA-templated transcription; regulation of DNA-templated transcription. The annotation marks the transcript as partial. The transcript is spliced from 5 exons. Lineage: Eukaryota; Fungi; Ascomycota; Sordariomycetes; Diaporthales; Cryphonectriaceae.
GCACACGAGCCCUCUGUCAAGCUGACCAGGGGCCACAGCUGUGUGCUCUGUCAGCAGAGGAAGGUCCGCUGUGACAAGAACAAGCCAUGCGCCAACUGCGUCAAGGCCGGUGUCGAGUGCAAGGUGGUCCCUCCGCAGCCGCCCCGCCGCCGCAAGAAGAGGCCGCACGAGAGGGAGCUUAUCGAUCGCCUCAAGAAGUACGAGUCGCUGCUCAGCCAGCAUGGCGUCGACUUUGAGCCGAUCGGCCAGGCUCUGCGGUCUUCUGACCCGUCUGCCAUCGAUGAGGUGGACGAGCUUGAGCAUGGUAUCGAGGGGUUGAAGACGUCUCCAUCGUCCACUGGAGAUGCUCAGACUCCUGUUGUACUUAUCCAUGAUUACAGGAGCCAGGACUAUCCUUUUCGAGAUUCCUCGGAUGAUGGUUCUGACGGCCCCUUGAUCCAUCAAGCGUUUGACAAGAUGUUCGAUGGGUCAGACGGCUUUCCAUUCGCCAUUGGCGGGUCCAUCAUGUCCAUCACCGAGCUGCAUCCUCCUACUGUACAAAUCUUCCAGCUAUGGCAGAUCUACUUGGAGAAUGUCAAUCCGCUCCUGAAGAUCAUUCACACACCCACCUUGCAGAGCCAGCUGAUAGAAGCAGCAGCGAAUCCCGCCAAGAUCGCGAAACCGCUCGAGGCUUUGUUGUUUAGCAUCUAUUACAUCGCCGUCCUCUCACUCACGGACGAGGAGGUGCUAGAAAGAUUCAAGGAAGAGAAGAGCCGGAUGAUGUCUAAAUUUCAUCGUGCCACCCAACAGGCAUUGAUCAAUGCCGGUUUCAUGCGAAGUCCGGAUAUCGUUGUCCUUCAGGCUUUUUUCACAUACCUGAUCGCCGUGCGCCAAAAUGUCGACCCACGAGCACUUUUCUGCUUGAUAGGUAUCGCUGUCCGGGUGGCGAACCGGAUGGGGCUCCAUCAAGAUGCUGAACAGUUUCACUUUGCACCCUUCGAGGUGGAGCUUCGACGACGCCUCUGGUGGCAGCUCGUCAUAUUCGACAAGAGAAUUGCAGAGAUAACAGGGUCUACAAUCACGGCUCUGUCCUCGAGCAGAGGCGACUGCAGGCCGCCUCUGAACAUCAACGAUCCCGACCUCCACGUGAAUGCCAAGGAGCCCAUUCAGCCUCACACCGGCCCUACCGAGAUGCUCUUCAGUCUCACGCGCAUCGAGUUGACGGUGGCUGCAGAUCCAGAAGGCGCGCGCCCUGUUGCGAAUCUAGCUGGGAGCUCCUCGGGCGGUAAACAGACCUGGCAUUACAGUCCUUCUCCCGUCUCGUCCGACGUGUUUACAAAUGCUACCCGGCACAAUCUUCCCCUGGCGAACCUGAAUGACUAUAUCAAGUACCUGGAGGAAACCUAUCUGAACCACUGCGACAACAAGAUCCCCUUACACUCCUUCACCUUCCUGAUGACCCGCCAGGCGAUCUGCAAACUCCGUCUCAUUGACUACUUCUCCCGCGGCUACCUCCAGCGAUUCCCGGACCCCAACACCAUGUCAGCGCCCGACCGCGCCGUCCGCGAUGCUAUGUUCUCCGAGGCCAUCCAGGUCAUCGAGUACGAUAACGUGAUCCAGAGCGAAGAGUCCCUACUCCGCUUUAAAUGGUACACCUUCAUGCACUUCCCCUUCCCACCGUUCGCCUUCCUGGCCACGGAACUCCGCUUCGUCACCACGGGCGACCUAUGCGACCGCGCCUGGGCCGCCAUCAUUGAUAAUCACGAGAAGCGGAGGAUGACAGACAAUCUUAAGAGCCCUAUGUACACCGCUAUAGGUAGUACGCUGCUCAGGGCGUGGGACGCGCACGAGGCCGCAGAGGCACAGCUAGGCAGGUCUCUGCCGCAGCCAAGGGUGAUCACCGUCAUGCGGGAGGUGCUGAAGAAG